Messenger RNA from Procambarus clarkii (red swamp crayfish), 2463 nucleotides. Its product is annotated as glycine receptor subunit alpha-4. The record is from RefSeq and is a predicted model, not a curated record. NCBI's taxonomy places the organism in Eukaryota, Metazoa, Arthropoda, Malacostraca, Decapoda, Cambaridae. Gene Ontology annotation, molecular function: protein binding; extracellular ligand-gated monoatomic ion channel activity; transmembrane signaling receptor activity. Gene Ontology annotation, biological process: chemical synaptic transmission; monoatomic ion transmembrane transport; nervous system process. Gene Ontology annotation, cellular component: synapse; neuron projection; plasma membrane.
AUGGCCUCGAGACCGACCACAAGAGAGUGUGUUGGUGUGGUGGCGCUGGCCGGCGGGUCAGCCUCUCUGUGUGGCACUAACAACACUGUCCACCGCCCCCCCUUCGUCGACGUCGACUGGAAUAACUUGGCAGUGUGCGCCCUUCUGCAGCCCCAGCAGCAGCAGACGGAGAAACCCAAGCAGAGGCGACAGCAGCAGAUUAAGGCACAAACCAACCAACAGGAUGGUCAAUACUUCUAUUGCAACACUAAAGACAUCAGUCUUACAGCUGGGUUCAAUGACUCCAGCCUGUGGGUGAGUGUUGGCGGGAGCCGCUACACCUUCCCCGCGACACUACUGACGGACGCUUGGAACCUCGUGUGCGUCGGUUACUCCACUCACCAAAACCAAGUCUGGGCACGUGUAGGGGAAAUCCUUUUGAACUGGACUAACGUUGAGAAGACUUAUGGCAUUGUGUCUGAGGACAGAGGGGUGUGUGUGGGCUCCCAUCUCAACCACCAACGUUCCUUUACUGGGUUGGUUGCUGCUAUUUCCAUCCAGCCACGGCUCAUCAACGGCUCCUCUGAGCCUGUUACUAAUUGUAAUAAUCUUGUGGACAACAAAAAGGCAGCCAUCCCCAUCAAUUCAACCUGGAUUAGUCGAGGAAAUGUAUUGCUAGUUGAUUAUUCACUAGACGAGCUGUGUUCUCAAUCAUUGGAUAGUUUGCUGCUCAAAGAACCUUGUGAUUAUAAUGGAAUGUUGAGAAUAUGUAAAGGGUUUGGCGGACAUUUUCCAACGGAAGAGGAGGUGGCGUCUGGAGGCUUGGAGGUGGCUAACAGUGUGGCCAGCCACUGCAUCACAGACGAGACUCAGGUGUCGUGGGUGGGCAGCAAGGGUCGAUAUGGGGAGGGUCUAACAACUCUGUGCCCGACCUUGUUGACUAACGGCACCUUGGGGUCACGCACUUGUCUCAGCGAACUGGAGUGUAGCGUAUGUCGUGUUCCCGCCACACUUCGCUUCACCCUCUUCGGCGACAUCCAUGACUUUGACAGAUACUACUUCUUGCGUAUAAUGCCCGACGGAAAUAUUUACUUCAAAGGACAAGAAACAUGCAACAUCACUCGAAAUGACAACAAGUGGAUCCUGAGAUCUCGUCUACAUCGCCGGGAGUGGCAGCUACAACGAGGCUCCCAGCCAGUAGGGCGGCAUCGCUGGUGCUCUGGUGACGAAAACACAACUCUGACGUUGACGUCCUGCAACAUCUUACAGUUCUCCUCCCAUGAUGGCGUCUGUUUACCUCGGAGCCAGCGAUGUGACGGUAACAAAGACUCUCCCGACGGGAGCGACGAAGAAGGAUGCCGAAAGAGACUUGUUGACAAGGAACCAGGCUAUGAACGUGAAGUUACUCCAGUUUAUGACUCUAAUGACCAAGGGAUAGUGACAUAUAGCUAUGAGAUUUUUAAUAUCGAUCAAAUUACCAAUGAGAAAGGCAUGGCACAUCUUGACAUCGGGUUUUUCAUGUCAUGGCAUGAUCCAAGAGUCCGUUUCUGGGAUUUGGGAGAAAAUUUGCAUUUCAUUUCGUGCGAUGAGAUAUGGUAUCCAAAACUUGGUAUGUUUGCUGGAUAUAAGCAAGGACCUGGUAUUAACGUGGAAUGCUACAGUUCACGCUGCAAUACAAGGAAGAAUAUGAAUUCCAUUGAGCAGUACGACUUCAAGGAUGCAUUUAUGGGAAGGUUCCUGACAGGGCAACAACAGAGUCUGAGGGUUUACUCAGAGUGUCGUGUCAGCUUUCCUUGCAAGUUCCAUUUGCACCGCUUCCCUUUUGGUAGUCAGAUGUGCAAUGGAUCAUUUUACAUCGUGAAGGCUAUCACCGAGAUGAAGUGGCAGCAUAAAGACAAUGCAACUGGACCUUACGAAGUGAAUUAUGAAAAUGAAGACUACCUCCUGGACUACCGACUCAUUAAGAUAACUGGAGAGACCACCGUGGACUUCCAUUGGAGUGGGAGACAAAAGACCUUUGCCAUCAUUACUCUGCACUUACAGAGCCUGUGUGACUAUCAUCUUCUCAACAGCUUUGCCCCAAGUGCCCUAAUGUUCAUCAUCUCUUACUCAACACUCUUCUUCCCCAUCAAGGAGUUUAACGAGAGGAUUAUGGUGUCACUGACAUCCCUGUUGGUGCUUACAGGACUCUUUGCUCAAGCCACUAACUCUUAUGUCAAGACACCCUACUAUAAGCUACUAGACAUCUGGUAUGCCAUCCUCAUCACCCUCUGCUUCUGUAUCGUCAUAGCUAAUGUUGUUGUGAAUAUGGCGAGGGUGUCCAGGAUUCAGACCACCUCCUCUGUUCAUGACAAUGAGAAUGAUAAUGAUGCCUUGAUCCUCAGGAAGCCCAAGAGGUUUAACUUCGUGAGCCUUUCAUUGUUUCUCUUCCUAUUCUUGCUCUUGGUUGUUAUAUAUGUGUGCUUUGCUCUAGACGUUCUAUAA